CGGGUAAAAGCCACACACUGCCUGUCUCUCACUCGCCACUCCACUCGCAGGAACAGACUAAGCACCACUCAAAAAGCGUGAUUUUCAGAGAGAGAGAGAGAGAGAAUCAAUGGGUACGGAGAUGGUCGGAAGCCACACGAGAAGAAAAUGGAUAGGUAUACUUGUGCUUCUCCUUGCUGGUUCGGCUUCUGCUGCAGCUCCAAUACAAGAUGGUUUGGUAGUAAAUGGUGAUUUUGAGACGGCUCCAGCGAAUGGUUUCCCGAGCGAGGCGAUGUCGGAUGGGCCCGCGGAGAUUCCAGGGUGGCAGAAAAACGGCACCGUGGAGUUGGUAUCGUCGGGGCAAAGACAGGGCGCGAUGAUACUCAUCGUCCCUGGUGGUAGUCACGCCGUUAGAUUGAGCAACGACGCGGAAGUCAGUCAGGAACUGGCGGUAGAGAAAGGGUCGAUAUAUGCUGUAACGUUCAGUGCGGCUCGCACGUGCGCAGACGACAGGGAGUCGCUGAACGUGUCGGUACCGCCUUCGAGUGCAUCGCAGACGAUAGACCUGCAAACAUUGCAUAACGUGCAGGGAUGGGACCCAUAUGCGUUGGCCUUUGAGGCAGAAGAGGAUAGCGUGAGGUUGGUUUUUAGGAAUCCGGGCAUGGAAGAGGACCCCGCCUGUGGGCCAAUCAUCGAUGACAUUGCUGUCAAGAAGCUUUUCACCCCUGAUAGGCCCAAAGGCAAUGCAGUGGUGAAUGGGGAUCUCGAAGAAGGUCCAUGGUUAUACAAAAAUGUUUCUCUUGGUGUCUUGCUGCCAAUGAACCUAGACGAAGAAAUCUCACCAUUGCCAGGUUGGAAUGUGGAAUCAAACAGGGCAGUUCGUUUCAUAGAUUCCAACCAUUUCGCAGUUCCACAGGGCAAGCGAGCCAUUGAGUUGCUCUCUGGAAAAGAAGGCAUCAUUUCUCAGAUGGUUGAGACCACGCCUGACAGAGAAUACAGCUUGUCCUUCUCUCUAGGAGAAGCUGGAGACAAAUGCAAGCAGCCAUUGGCUGUUAUGGCUUUUGCUGGUGACCAAGCUCAGAACUUUCAUUACAUGGCCGAUGCCAAUUCCACUUUCCAAACUGCUGCCCUCAACUUCACGGCCAAAGCUGAGAGGUCAAGAAUUGCAUUCUAUAGUGUGUAUUACAACACCAGGAGCGACGACUUGAGCUCACUGUGCGGCCCAGUCGUGGAUGAUAUCCGGGUCUGGUUUUCAGGGUCUUGCGGAAAUGAUUUUGCAAGACUAAGUUCAGCGUUAGGGUUUUUAGUUUUCGCACUACUCUUUGUUUAAGGCUAUAGUAUAUUUUGGGAAGGAGUCAAGUGGAUAUGUUGUGUUGGGUUAUAUUUAUAUUAUUUACCUUAUGGCUUGAUAGGGUAUGCAAUGUAGGGUUUUUGGUAAAACCAAAAUCUCCACUCCUCUUGUAUGUUUGCUUCUUUCCUGAGUUUUUGCUGUAAGAAAUGAGAGUGUUAUAUCUCACUUUUGUUUAUGAA
Carica papaya (papaya) is the source of this 1509-nucleotide messenger RNA. RefSeq names its product choice-of-anchor C domain protein, putative (Protein of unknown function, DUF642). Gene Ontology annotation, cellular component: plasma membrane. The record is from RefSeq and is a predicted model, not a curated record. Lineage: Eukaryota; Viridiplantae; Streptophyta; Magnoliopsida; Brassicales; Caricaceae.